AUGUAUACCAUCUCAAACAUCUAUGUUCUGGCCGCCUUUGGUACCAUUGGCGGUGCCUUGUUCGGUUUCGAUAUUUCGUCCAUGAGCGCAUGGAUCGAUCAGGAGCAAUAUCUCGAGUACUUCCACUACCCUAACUCAAAUCUGCAAGGAGGUNNUGCGUCUAUCUCUCUGAACUUGCACCGGCCAGAAUACGUGGCAGGGUUGUUGGUAUUCAGCAGUGGGCUAUUGAAUGGGNGCAUUCUCAUCAUGUUCUUGAUUGCCUAUGGCUGUGCCAAAGGAGUCACUGGUCCUUCUGCUUUCCGUAUCGCUUGGGGCAUUCAAGGUAUCCCUGCAUUCAUUCUCCUCGGAUCUCUAUUUUUCUUCCCCGAAAGCCCUCGCUGGCUUGGAUCCAAGGGCCGCUGGCAAGAAGUUGAAAACACUUUGGCUCUUCUCCACGCCAAGGGCAACCUCGACGACCCAGCCGUGCAAGCUGAAUUGCUCGAAAUUCGCGAGGCUGUUGCUAUUGCUCAGAACACUGAGGGUGUCACCUUCUUCGGACUGUUUGGCAAGAACAUGUGGAGACGUACAUUGUGCGGUACUACCGUUCAGAUGUGGCAGCAACUGCUAGGAGGCAACGUUGCCAUGUACUACAUUGUCUACGUUUUCCAAAUGGCCGGUCUCGGCGAUCAGACUCUCACCUCAUCCAUCAUUCAANUAGUAAGUUCUCGGCCGCUUCAAGUCCUCUUACGAUCGGAGAUCCUAAUCGAAUUUUUCAGCGUCAUCUUCCUUGUCACCACCGGUCUCAUUCUACCAUACAUUGACAGAAUUCCUCGCCGCCUGCUUCUUCUGACCGGAUCCAUCGUAUGCUGCAUCUGCCAUUUCACCAUUGCUGGCUUGAUGGCCAGCUACGGACAUCAUGUCGACUCCAUCAACGGCAACACAAUCUUGAGAUGGAAGGUCGAUAAUGGUACUGCUGCCAAGGGCAUCAUCGCCGUCAGUUACAUUUUUGUGGGCUUCUAUGNNGGUAUGUAUACGGGCAUUUGUGUUGUAAGAACCAUACUGAUUUUUAUUUCUAGAUUCACAUGGGCUCCAUGUGGUUGGAUCUACUCCUCGGAAGUUNUUCCCCUCAAGUACCGAGCUCAGGGAGUCGGUCUCUCUGCCGCAACCAACUGGAUCUUCAACUUCGCUCUCUGGAGAACCUACAUCAUCUUCGGCGUUUUCUGCUUCGCCAUGACCAUCCACAUCUUCUUCACCUACCCUGAAACCCAUGGAAAGACGCUUGAAGAGAUCGACAUUCUGUUCGACGCCAACAUUCCUCCAUGGAAGAGCAGCCAGGUCAAGAGCCGUUUCAGCGAGAGAGUCGAGACUGCUGUCCGCAAAGGCUCUGUUACCGAGCACGUCGAGAAUGAAGCCGAGAAGAAGAGUGAUGAUUUUGCUGUCCAGAAGGAGAGCGUUUAG
Molecule: messenger RNA, 1437 nt
Organism: Aureobasidium vineae
Lineage: Eukaryota; Fungi; Ascomycota; Dothideomycetes; Dothideales; Saccotheciaceae
Source: the annotation of a GenBank genome assembly